Rhopalosiphum maidis (corn leaf aphid) is the source of this 3423-nucleotide messenger RNA. Its product is annotated as homeotic protein labial-like. The record is from RefSeq and is a predicted model, not a curated record. The transcript is spliced from 3 exons. Gene Ontology annotation, cellular component: nucleus. Gene Ontology annotation, molecular function: RNA polymerase II cis-regulatory region sequence-specific DNA binding; DNA-binding transcription factor activity, RNA polymerase II-specific. Gene Ontology annotation, biological process: regulation of transcription by RNA polymerase II. Lineage: Eukaryota; Metazoa; Arthropoda; Insecta; Hemiptera; Aphididae. The coding region runs from base 304 to 2157 and encodes 617 amino acids.
GGCCGCACGGUACGCCGUUAUAAUACUAUUGCCGUUAUCGUUUUACAUAUGCCGACUGACUGACCGCGCACAGCAACAGUAUAUUAUCAUUACACUUGAGAUAAUAUCAUCGUCGUUCUAGCGCCGCCUUCCUCAGCAGUGCCCAUAUAAUACAUUACCGUUUUCGUCGCGAUCGCCCGUUCCGUCCGCGUUAAUUUUUCGUGCCGCGAGUUUCGUGCUAGUUUUUCUUUUUACCUGCGAGUUUCGCGCGCGCGCCCGCUACGGUGGUAUGCGCCGACCCUGUCGCCACUGCGGGACGAAGUGAUGUUAUCGAUGAACAGGCCUAUUAUCUAUCAGACGACAAACAUGGGAAUGCACAACAACACGUGCGGCGGCGGUGCGGUCAACGGUGGCGUCGGCGUCGGCGGCAGUGGCGACAUGAUGUCGUACGCUACGCACACGCCGGCGGCCGCGGCCGACGAUUAUUACGGCGGUGCCAGCGGACUGGUGGCCGACUACGACCUGCCGCAGUGUCUGGGCGGCCGGCCGCCACUGGAACCUGCGUACGCGGCCGAGUGCGGCGUUUACUACGAGAAGAACGCGUCGGCGGCCGAUUACCGUUCGUAUUACGGUGGUGGCGGCGACGGCGCUUACGAUCAGCUGGCGGCCGACGUAGGCGUUGGCACUUACCAUGCCCAUCACCAACACCACCACCAUCACCACCAGCACCACCACCAACACGACCAUCACAACCACCAACACUCGUUGCAGUCGGCCGAAGCGGCCGUCAUCAUCACGUCGUCGGACGGUCUGAGCUAUACAAACUUGGACUGUAACGGCAUCGCAGCCGCCGUACACGGACAAGACUAUGGCGCGUAUUCGGACGAUGGUAGUGUCGGAGGCGGCGGUGGCAGCGGCGGUUACAACGGUUACGGUGGUCAUCACCAUCGGGAUAACAACGCUGUCCGUAACGAGUCGUAUUGUGGUGGCGGCGGUGCGUCCGUGGACAACGCGUUCUUCAACAUGCACCUGAACCACAACAACGAACACCCGGCCGCUGGACGACAAGCGGUGCAGCAGCCGCGACCGCCGUCCGCGCAACCUCCACCGCCACCAGUCCAGUCGUCCGCUCAAACCUCGGCCACCGUGGCCGCGGUACCGCUUCAACUACAGACCGCGCCGACGUCCGGUGACGAUCGGUGUCCACGCGUCAUCAAGCAGGAGGCGUCCUCCGGCGGCCAGUGUUACGGCGGCCGAGACGGUACGUCACCGUACAGUGACGACGCGUCUGCGUACCACGCCACGUUGAUCGCCGGCCAACCGCAGCAACACGUCCAGCAGCAACAGCAACAUCACCACCACAUUCAUCACCAACAGCAGCAUCACCAACACCAGCACCACCAACCGCAGCAGCAGCAGCAGCAGCAGCAACAACAACAGCAGCAGCAACAACACUGUGGCCGGCAAAACAGCGGUGGCCAGCAAAAGCACGGAGCCGCUGCCGCCGCAGCCGCAGCAGCCGUCCAGACGGCCGUACCCACUUACAAGUGGAUGCAAGUCAAACGAAAUGUUCCUAAACCAGCUGUGAUGAAAACCGAAUACCAUCAUCACCAUCAGCACCAAAUGCAGGCGGCCAACACGGCGGCGGUGGCGUUCGGCGGCACUCAGUCUAUGAUGUCGGCGGCCGGUCACCACCAAGGCCUGCAGAUAUCGGCUGCGGACGCGUCUCGCGUCGGCGGCGGCGGCGGUGGACAGCAACAACAGCAGCUGCAAAACAUGUUGAACCAGUCACCGGUUUCCGUGACCCGUUCGCAGGCAAUCGGCGGCGGCGGUGGCGGUUGCGGCGGCAGCAGCGCGGCCAUGAUGCUGAUGAACAACACUGGCCGGACAAACUUCACCAACAAGCAGCUCACCGAGCUGGAGAAGGAGUUCCACUUCAACCGGUACCUCACGCGGGCCCGGCGGAUCGAGAUCGCGUCCGCGCUGCAGCUCAACGAGACUCAAGUGAAGAUAUGGUUCCAAAACCGGCGGAUGAAACAGAAGAAACGGCAGCGGGAGGGCUUGCUGCCGGUGGCCCAGCAACAGCACCACCUACAGCAACAGCAACAGCAGGAGACCAUGCACCUGAGCGGCGCGAGCAGCACCAGCAACUCGCCGACCGCGUCCUCGAACGUGUAAUGUCCGGACCACUGAGCACAGGAUCCAGUGGCCGCGAGUUAUAAAAUAAUAUGAAAGCGUGUGACCCAGCGGCACACAUUACCUCAUACCCGUGUACUAAUCCUUUGACGACCGUUUUUAGAGGUUGUGCCGACGCGCGUUUCAUCAUAAAAUUUGCUCAUCAAAGGGUUAUCAUACGAGACGACGAUAGAUCAAAUUGUGCGCGCUGUUGUGAUCCGAUUGUGAAACGUACACACGCGUAUACAUCUACGUAGACGUCCGCCGCCCGCGCGUCCCCGUCGUUGUAGAUUCCGCGACACCGUAGCCUGUAAUCGAAUAAUAACAUACCGUCCGUUGGUACUAUAUCAUAACGAAUCUGAUGUACACGCUUUUUUAUCUAUCCGAUUUUCUAUCUCAUAUUUUCUGGUAAUCUGGCAUAUGUUGAAUCUGAUCGCCAAACUCUAAUCUAACCCUCUAUCAUGUACCUCGAAAUAUAUGCAAUAGAAAUAUGGCAUAUUGUAAUGUAAUGGUACUAUAAAACGUGUGGUUGUGUAUAAAAAUUAUUGUUGUGUUUUGUGACUGGCGCCCGUUGAAGAAUAAUAAAACGAUUUGAGUAAUAGAUCGAAAACCAUGAUGUGUUACACUACAUUGUGAAAAUAAAAUAUUAUAUUUAAAAAUUAUGCAAUGUUAAUGCAUACAACAAAAUUAUACAACUAUGUGAUAAAAAUUAAAUUAAAACUAAAAACAAAAUAUCUUCAAUUCCGACGUCUAAUAUACAGUGAGUGUAUACUGAUAUCGAUCAAGAGUAUUUUUUUUUUCUAAUAUGCCAAACAGUCGCAAAAUAUCGAAAAACAUAACUUAUAUAUUAAAAGUAACAUUUUGAGUUAUAUUUUUUUUAUUGACUUACUAUAAUACAUUUGUUAUUUUAUUUAGCUAGGCACAUUAAUUAAGUGUAAUUGAAAGCAUUUUAUGAAAACACACGAAAGUGCUAGAAAAUCGUUCAUCGUAUAUCAAUUAUCAAUUACGUAUUUAUACAUAAUUAUAUGGUAUUUGUUAAAUUUUAUCAGUAUGGAAAAUAAUAAAUUCAUAUUAUUCAUUUAUAAAUCACAAAAACGAGUUUAUCUGCUAUUAAUUGAAGAAAUCAUAAAAGUAUAAUUUUAAUAAUCACUAUUAUUGUAUAGUAUUAUAGCAUAAAAGUGAUAAACAAUGUAUUACCACAUUUCACAAUCGGCGAUCAAAACGCGCUUUUUAACAAUUAAUCUGUUAUUGUAUGAUGGCGGUCGCGUU